CUAAAAGUCGCUUGGUCGCUUGUCAACAACUGAGUGCAUGAUUAUAUAUUCCACAACAACAAAUUUUGAUGAAAGCAACGUUGCCACUCUUCUGUUUCGAAUUAACUUUAUUUGGCUUUUCAUGUAUAAGGUGGCAAUGAAAAACAGAAGGUAGAAAAAAUCAAUAUUGUGCGAAAAUUAGUGAAAAUGACAACAAUUUUUAGAGGUUUUCAUGGAAAUUGUGCUUUAUUGGUAAUUCUAUUAAUAAUUUUUCUUCAGAAUGCAUCAACGCUACAUAGAACUUUGCGACAUUAUGAAGUACUUCGCAAUGAAGAUUGUAGACACAAAAUUAUUAAGCGCGGAAUUAAACAGAGCUCACACCCCUAUAACGUGAUCAAAGAGGUAGAGUUCAAGACUUUGGGUAAACAUUUUCGACUUAUAUUACACCCGCACCGUGAUGUAUUGCACAGCAAAUUUAAAGCAUACACUGUCGACGGCGACGGUAACGAGACAGUUGUACAUUUAGCAGAUCAUGACAGUUUUUUUACUGGACGUGUCUAUGGUGAGUUAGAAUCAUCCGUAAGAGCGCACAUAGAUGAUGGUUUAAUGACAAUGUCGAUACAUCUGCCGGACGAAACAUAUCACAUUGAGCCAUCGUGGAGACACCUACCACGUUCGGCAGAUAAGACGAUGGUAGCUUAUAGAGUUUCUGAUGUGAAGUUAAGUUGGAAUAAACGUGAGAAUAGUCCUCCUGGCGCACAAAUGCCUUGUGGAUACGUUAAAGAGGGUUUAGAAUUGGAAACUGAUGAUGAUCCAGAUGAAGACAUAGAUGGCGGUCUGCAUUAUACGCAACCACAUUUGUUAAAUAGUGUUCAAGAAAAGGCUAUUUCAAAAUCGCGUCACAAGCGACAGGCGGAUCAGUAUGAAUACACACCCACAAAAACUCGUUGUCCACUUUUGCUUGUGGCCGAUUAUCGGUUUUUUCAAGAGAUGGGAGGAGGGAACACAAAAACAACAAUAAAUUAUUUGAUAAGUCUUAUAGAUCGUGUGCACAAAAUAUACAAUGACACUGUAUGGCAGGAUCGAACAGAUCAGGAAGGCUUUAAAGGAAUGGGGUUUGUGAUAAAGAAAAUCGUUGUGCACUCUGAACCGACGCGGUUGCGGGGCGGUGAAGCUCAUUACAAUAUGAUUCGUGAAAAAUGGGAUGUGCGCAAUCUACUGGAGGUGUUUUCAAGGGAAUAUAGCCAUAAAGAUUUUUGUUUAGCCCAUCUUUUUACUGAUCUAAAAUUUGAAGGCGGUAUUCUGGGCUUGGCAUAUGUGGGUUCUCCUCGUCGUAAUUCCGUUGGUGGAAUUUGUACACCAGAAUAUUUCAAAAAUGGAUACACUUUGUAUUUGAACUCGGGCUUAAGUAGCUCCCGAAAUCACUAUGGACAGCGAGUUAUAACACGUGAAGCAGAUUUAGUAACAGCACAUGAGUUUGGUCAUAAUUGGGGAUCUGAACACGAUCCAGAUAUACCGGAGUGCUCACCAAGUGCCUCACAAGGAGGAAGUUUUCUCAUGUAUACGUAUUCUGUCAGCGGUUAUGAUGUUAAUAAUAAGAAAUUUUCGCCGUGCUCCCUGCGUUCUAUACGCAAAGUUUUGCAAGCCAAGUCGGGGCGGUGUUUCUCGGAACCCGAAGAAUCGUUCUGCGGUAAUUUACGCGUUGAAGGUGAUGAACAGUGCGACGCCGGUUUACUCGGUACUGAAGACAACGACGCUUGCUGUGAUAAGAACUGCAAAUUACGUCGGAAUCAGGGUGCAAUGUGUAGCGAUAAGAAUUCGCCUUGCUGCCAAAACUGCCAAUUCAUGCCGGCCGGAAUGAACUGCCGAGAUGCCCAAUAUGCCACCUGUGAGCAGGAGGCACGCUGUUCGGGCAGUCAUGCGGAAUGUCCCAAGUCUCCACCAAUGGCAGACGGUACAAUAUGUCAAGAGCGUGGACAAUGCCGAAAUGGUAAAUGCAUACCAUACUGUGAGACUCAGGGUUUGCAGAGCUGCAUGUGCGACAUCAUACAAGACGCUUGCAAGCGUUGCUGCCGCAUGAGCAUAAACGAAACUUGUUUUCCUGUGGAGCCUCCCGAUAUGUUACCCGAUGGUACUCCUUGCAUUCAAGGAUUCUGCAACAAGGGUGUGUGUGAAAAAACGAUUCAAGAUGUUGUAGAACGCUUUUGGGAUAUCAUUGAAGAAAUAAAUAUCAAUCGUGUUUUACGCUUUUUAAAAGAUAAUAUUGUCAUGACCAUCGUAGUUAUCACUUCAAUAUUUUGGAUUCCCAUCAGUUGUGUAAUUUCAUACUUCGAUCGUAAGAAACUUCGCUAUGAAAUGAAACAGUUGGAAUGGAGCAGUAAACUUGAUUUAAUUCAUCCCAGCGAUCGCCGGCGAGUUAUACACAUCAGGUGCGUGUGCGCGCGUGCGGGUGCACCCCGGUCAGCAUGCGAAAGCAAUUAACACAUAGUGCCGCGUCAAAAAAUAUCUGUAUCGCGUAUGUAACAUGACGGACAAUAAAGUGAAGCGGAUAAACGGGUGAAUACGAAUUACUUAAUUUACAUAUAUACAGGGGAUCAGAUGAAACGCACACAGAUUUUUCAAAUAUGUUCAUGCCAAAGCAUAUGUUCAUAUAUCUAUACAGCCAUGAUUGAAAGUAUUUCGAUUAUUGAUAACGUUCAUACACUAUACUGCAACCCGUUGAAAAUAUGAUUUAUCACCAAUAUAUUUUUUAUUAAAUCCGUUUUUUAAUUUUCUACUUCUUCUAUAAAUAACUCCACGAAUUAAUCAUCCUCAAAACGGUAGUAAAAUUGCCUUAACUUUUACAACCCUGCCGUGGUAUCAUAUUAGUGAAAACGUCGCCGUGCAAAUACUUUUAGUCAAGGAUGUAUUUUGUAAAUUGUACAUACACAUUCAAUUGUACAUACCUACAUAUGUACCGUAUGUAUACACACAAUUAAAUUUUGUAAAUCCUGUUCAACAAUAUUGAGAUUGUUUUUCUUUUAGGCUCAAUGUCUUUUUAAGAUUGAUAUACCAUUACUUUCGUGGAUUAAUAUUUUAUUUAGCUUAGUUAGGAGUUGGUAACAAACCAUAAAAGACAACUGUUUCCAACUAAAUAGUUAAGAGUAAUUAUUAAAUGAAAACAAUGUAGACGUUUUUCGUUUGGAAAAGUCUCUUAUUAAUAGAGUUAAUAUAUUACUAUAUAAGAAAAUAAAUGGAAGUUGUACAGUCAAAUUGAAAUUACUUUUUCUAAUAUAAAAAUUACUGCAAUAGUAAAAUUUUGUUGUCUUAUUUUGUAGUAGAAAUUAGUUUUAACAGUUUUCAUUAUUUCACAAAACAAUGAUAAACUUUCCUUUCAAUUAUGACAUAUGGUCAAUAUUCUUAGCUUAAGUGUACAAAAAUAUGUUUUUCUAUUACAAUUCUUUUAUGUAAUAAACUUAACAUGGGUCAUGAUUAAUGUAAUUUACAUUUAUUUUCUUUUAUGGCUAUUUUUGCCAUUUGUUUGUGGUGGAGGCGACGCUUCUUCAUCAUAUUCGU
This is a messenger RNA of Zeugodacus cucurbitae (melon fly), 3534 nucleotides long. It is a transcript of the gene Tace, whose product is annotated as ADAM 17-like protease. Gene Ontology annotation, biological process: membrane protein ectodomain proteolysis; Notch signaling pathway. The transcript is spliced from 13 exons. Lineage: Eukaryota; Metazoa; Arthropoda; Insecta; Diptera; Tephritidae. The coding region runs from base 187 to 2460 and encodes 757 amino acids. Gene Ontology annotation, molecular function: metalloendopeptidase activity. The record is from RefSeq and is a predicted model, not a curated record. Gene Ontology annotation, cellular component: plasma membrane.